Molecule: messenger RNA, 1477 nt
Organism: Tinamus guttatus (white-throated tinamou)
Lineage: Eukaryota; Metazoa; Chordata; Aves; Tinamiformes; Tinamidae
Source: RefSeq, a predicted model, not a curated record
AAUCUGUGGCGAUGAGAUAGACGGCGGUACAAUGACCAUCCAGAAAGCCAUACAACUUCUGUGCUCCUCCGAUGACAAAUACCAAGCUAUGGGUGCUUACUACCUCCAGCACACCUGCUUCCAGGACGAGUCUGCCAAGCAAGAGGUCUAUCGUCUGGGGGGAAUCGCAAAGCUUGUUGAACUGCUCCGCAGCACAAACCAGAACGUUCAGCGAGCAGCAGCUGGAGCCCUCCGAAAUUUGGUCUUCAGGAAUCCAACCAACAAGAUGGAAACACGGCGGCAGAAUGGGAUAAGGGAGUGUGUGAGCCUUCUCCGGAGGACGGGGAACACAGAAAUACAGAAACAAUUGACAGGACUGCUCUGGAACCUCUCUUCCACUGAUGAAUUAAAAGAAGAGUUGAUACAGGAGGCCCUCCCUGUCUUAACAGACUGUGUUAUCAUCCCUUUCUCUGGCUGGUCUGAUGGUGGCUGCAAUAGAACAAGAGAAAUUAUUGACCCAGAAGUAUUCUUCAAUGCUACAGGCUGUUUGAGAAACCUGAGUUCUGCAGAUAUGGGACGCCAGACGAUGAGGAAUUAUCCUGGCCUGAUUGAUUCAGUCAUGACUUAUGCCCAGAACUGUGUGGCUUCUAACCGACCCGAUGAUAAGUCUGUGGAGAAUUGCAUCUGCAUCCUGCACAAUCUCUCCUAUCGCCUGGAUGCUGAAGUUCCCAACAAAUACACUCAGCUCAACCACAUGGCCCGGAGUGUUUAUAUGGACAAAACUCUCACAGGCUGCUUCAACAGCAGGAGUGGCAAAAUGGAGAAUGAUGAGUAUGGCAUCCCGCUUCCUGAGGAGGAUUUUAAACCUAAAGGACCCAGCUGGCUCUACCACUCGGAUGCCAUCCGCACCUAUCUGUCCCUGAUGGAGCACAGCAAGAAGGAUGCAACUUUGGAAGCUUGUGCUGGGGCCCUGCAGAACCUCACUGCAAGCCGAGGGCUGAUGUCAAAUGCCAUGAGCCAAUUGAUUGGUAUGAAAGAAAAAGGUUUGCCUCGCAUUGCACGGCUCCUUCAGUCCAACAGCUCCGAAGUUGUCCGGUCUGGGGCCUCUUUGCUGAGCAACAUGUCCCGACAUCCUAUUCUCCACAAAACCAUGUCUCACCAGGUGCUUCCAGAUGUAUCACGUCUCCUAUCAUUCCAGUCUGCAAAUACCAACAGCUAUGGAGAGAUCAUGACAUCAGCCUGUUACACUCUGAGGAACCUCAUCAUGUCCAACCCCCACCUGGGAAAGUCUUACUUGACAAGCAACAUGCUAAAUAAUGUAGUAAGCCUGUGCCGAAAUGGCUCCUGUCCAAAAGCAGCUGAAGCUGCUCGCCUCCUCCUGACGGAUCUUUGGUCAAACAGGGAGCUGCAGAGCGUGCUCAAACAGCAAGGAUUUGAUAAGAACAUGAUGGGAUCUCUAGCUGGAACGACCUUCAGGACCCUCUCUUCCAGAUUCUAG